CUGAGUCUUGGAUCCAGGUCAAUACAGAAGGCCAUGUCUGGGAUUCCGGAGGCUCCCAUGAAGAGCAUCCGCCCCUACAAGUCGAGCGAGCAGUACCUCUAUGCCAUGAAGGAAGAUCUGGCCGAGUGGCUCAAAGACCACUACGCGUGGGACGUGGACGUGGGCUCCUUCUUGGAGGCCCUGCAGACGGGCGUCUUGCUUUGCCACCAUGCCAACCACAUCACCCAGGUGGCCAGAGAUUUCGGACAGGCGUACCCCAGUCGGGCCCACAGGGUCCAGCUCCCCACGCGGGCCGUGGCCUGCAACGAGCUGGCCCAGGCGGGGACGUUCCAAGCCAGGGACAACGUCUCCAACUUCAUCCAGUGGUGCCGGAAGGAAAUGGACAUUAAAGAAGUCCUGAUGUUCGAGACGGAAGACCUGGUCCUGCGGAAGAACGAGAAGAACUUUGUCCUGUGCCUCCUGGAGGUGGCCCGCCGGGCCUCCCGCUUCGGCAUGAGCGCCCCCACCCUGAUCCAGAUGGAGGAGGAGAUCGAGGAGGAGAUCCGGGCGGAGCUGGACUUGCCGCGGGAGGAGACGCCCCUCCCCAAGCGCCAGAGGAAAGCUGGCGGCUUCAAGAACCUGGACCAAAUAGUCCAGCAUUUGGUAAGCUGCUGCACCUGCCCGGUCCAGUUCUCCAUGAUGAAAGUCUCGGAGGGGAAGUACCGCGUGGGCGAUUCCAACACCCUUAUAUUUGUCAGGAUCCUGCGAAACCACGUGAUGGUGCGUGUGGGCGGCGGCUGGGACACGCUGGAGCACUACCUCGACAAGCACGACCCCUGCCGCUGCACCUCACUGUCUCACAAGCAAGCCCUGACGUCAGCCAGUCCGCAGAGGGCUCAAGCCGCGCCCGUCCAGCACGAGAUCACCGCCCGCUUGACCCCCAGGACGGACAACCCCAACCAGCCGCAGCCAGCCUUAAUCGUCAGCAGGUCCCAAAGUCCUCUGCCCCCGGUGGAGUGGAGGACGUACAUGCCCCACCGUCUGGGCACCCGUCAGAAGGCUUUGGCCUCCUGCCCGCCGGAACGCAGCGGAGGUGGCCAUGGCCGCAAGAGCCUGGAAGGUCCCCCGGACCAUCCCGGGCUCAGGAGGGACCCUUCAGGCAGGGUAAGAGCGCGGUCAGUCACGCCUUCCCGGAGGUUGCUGGCCACGGAAGACGGGCCUGGAUCCCAGCCAACCAUCCCCGCACAAAGUGGGAGGCCACGGACGCCAUGUGUCCUGCUCAACGCCCAGCAGAACGGCCACAUAGAUCACGGCGUGCAUCUGAAAGUCCUCCCCGAGCCGCCGCGUGGAAGGACGCCCGCUCGGAUCCCGGCAACGGCUUUCCCGAGAGAGAGAACAGAGAGGCCUGGGACGCCGGGGAUACCCGCCCGCAGGGAGGGAGUCCAUCAAGAAAGGAAGGGGGCGCUGCCCAGCCGUUCUCCCAGCCCCACCAAAUAUUUCCGGCCCUCCAUUUCCCAAGAGGCUCCUAGGACUCCAACAGACAGCUCAGGGAUGCCGCCGGAAAGGGUGACCCCGCACAGCUGCGUGCAAAACCCCGCCGUCAAGCAAGCGCCUUCCCCAGUAACAAACACCCGCCAGGUUUACAAAGACGACACCGACGCCAAGACCGCAGGCAAAGCUGCGACAACUUCCUACAGGCCCCACACCCCGAGCAAAAGCUACCGAGGAGAGCUCUGUUUCAGAAAUGGGGGUCCGACUUUGGCCAAAGGCCCAACAAUACCCCGAUACGACACUGCCUCUCAUAGAAACAGGACGGUCCGUUUGGAAGCAGCGAGUGGCAGGUGUGCCGAGACCGCAGGUCUGAAGAGAGGCGGUUUGGAUUUGGGGCAUAAAAGGAAGGACAUCCCAGGACGAUAUGACCUCCCAGGGAGCAAAGUGACUCCCGGAGAACUUGGUGCAGAGAAGGAGCGUGUCUAUACGCCUUUACCGAUUAACACAGCCGAGGAGCAGGCUCUGUACAGAAGUCUGGAGGACGAGAUUUUGUCCAACAUUAGAGAACUGGAGGCCGAUUCGGAGGAGGACAGCUUUGCCAGGGAGAAGCUGUGGGGAGGUUUUAGGACACACUGUAGUCUAGAGAAGGACCCCGAUGGUAAUGGCCCACAGCUGUUGACAUCCGGUCUGACCUCUCUUCAGGGUGCCCCAAAGGGCUUGGUUUAUGGCAAAGGGGUUCCCCGGAGUGGCGUCUAUGUGCCCGCCAGAGAAGCAAGAUGGCACCCCGCAGGGCUGGGUUAUGACAGUGUCAUCCAAGAGCUUUCUAAAACCCUCCAUCAGGAACGUCGGGAGGCCGAGACGCAUUCGCCUCGGUUGGAUUCGAAUCUGGCUAACGGAGACCCGGUGGAAAAGAAGGUUCCGGAAAAAGAAGAGGCACCUGAGCAGGAAUUCACAGCUACUGAAGAUGACGAAGCCCCUAACGCGACCAACAAAAGGCCCACGGAACCCGACAAAAACGGCGAGGCCUCUCAGGAAACACCGAGUGAAACGACAAAUUCUCUCGAAAGUACCCGCACGCUAGAAGAGCCACAGAUGCCGCCGAGGAAGCCGAGGAGGUCUCUGAAGAAACCCGAGCGCGUGCCGUCCAUUUACAAGCUCAAGCUGCGUCCCAAGAUCCGGCCGCGCAGAGAUAACCGGCCGGAGAAGAGGCCUUCAAAGAUCCCCACGCCGGUGGCGUACAGACACACCCAGUGGGCCAAAGGUCAGGCGAAGGCCCACGGCUCCAAACGCCUGGCUCAGACCCACGUGGUGAGUCCGGAACCCAUCAGCACAGGGAACGUUGGGUCGGAAGAAGAGGUUACGCUUCCGGAGUAUAGUCCUUCCUCCACGCAAGAAGGGGAUUCUGGGAAGAAAACGGCCACGUCCGAGCGUUCCGACAGUGAGGAAUCUUGGCUGUGA
Molecule: messenger RNA, 2928 nt
Organism: Hemicordylus capensis (graceful crag lizard)
Lineage: Eukaryota; Metazoa; Chordata; Lepidosauria; Squamata; Cordylidae
Product: GAS2-like protein 2A
Exons: 7
Coding region: 34-2928 (964 amino acids)
Biological process (GO): regulation of microtubule polymerization or depolymerization; microtubule bundle formation; actin crosslink formation
Cellular component (GO): cytoplasm; stress fiber; actin filament
Molecular function (GO): actin filament binding; cytoskeletal adaptor activity; microtubule binding
Source: RefSeq, a predicted model, not a curated record